AUGCCAGGGUAUUCUCCUGGAUCUGGAUUGAGUAUUGUGUCCAUUAAAUUAUAUUAUGUACACUGCACUCAAGAAAGUUGCAAGCACCUGUUGUACACUCCUCCAGAAUAUGCUCGUGUAGCUCAGCAGAGCUCCGUGCUUUUGGAAGUCUUGCUCAACUGUGUCUCCGUGUGUGUCUUCAUUGCAGAAGAUUAUCAGUAUCAUGUCUUUGAGGUAUGCAUACCCAUUGGAGAAAGUGCCUUCCAAAUAAUUGAAUUGAUGAAUCUUUACUUCCUGGGCCUAUUCUUCUUAAGAAUGGUUUUAGCCCCAAACAUGAUGGCAUUUUUGUUAUGCAAAUACACCAUCAUUGAUUACUUCACCAUACCGCUAGUCAUCUUUGGAAUGAUUAUUGGCCGGACUUUCACAGGUAUUCACUUGGUGCGCAUCAUUUAUAUAAUGAAGCUUGAAGAAGUGGGAGGUGAUGCUGAGACGUCCCCCCAUCUGUUUAUCAUCAUGAAGUACCUGUCCAGGAUUCUAGCUGGUUGGUUUAUGGUGGCUGGAUUCAUAUACUAUGCUGAGAGUCAUGACAAUCUGUUGGGAGUGGAGAAACCCCAUGACUUCCAGUAUGGAACCUGGCUCUACUUCACCAUAAUAACGGCAACUGCCGUUGGCUAUGGUGAUGUCCCAUGCAAGACAAUACUGUCCAGAAUUUUUCUGGCCUUAUUCUUGCCCAUUGUUUUGGCACUGUAUGGCAAGUACGUACCAAACUUGGUACUGAGAAUAAUUUCCACAAGUUUUUCAAAAAUCAAACGAUGGAAACUCACUCGUUCUGGCAGGCAUAUUGUGUUUUGUGGCCACCUGAACACUCGGAAGAUCCGCACGUUUGUAACGACAGGGAUAAACAGGGAUGCUGACCUGGUCUUUCUGGGCAAUUGUACUCCGUAUGAGGACGGCAAAUCACCACUCCAUGCCGUGCAUCCUGUCCAAGGCCUGGUUCAAGAUGGUCGAGGACUUGCUGCGAUCGAUAAAGCCCGUCGAUGCAUUUUCCUCUCAAACGAAAACAGCAAAGACCAGGAAGGGGAAGACUUACGAAACAUCACCUCGGCAUUACAAGUCUCUAGAUCCAGAACUUCCCCAGUCCUCCUGGAAUUGCUUCAGUGCAAAAACAAGAAACUCUUUCAUGAAGUGUACCAGCCAAGAGUAGAAGACGGCAAGGUGAGCGUCUUCUGCUAUGCAGAGUUUAAGCUAAGACUGAUGGGCUAUUCAUGCCUCGUCCCUGGGUUCUCCACAUUACUGGCAAACUUGAUUUUGCCAGAUAUGGUUGAAGAUAUGGACAAUCAGACCCAUGACUUGACAUGGGAGGAAGAGUACAACUUUGGCAGAAGGUCCCGUAUCUACACUAGUCUUUUACCAAAGUCUUUUGAAAAUAAGACAUUGCAUGAGGCUGUUGAAUUAUGCCACAAGAAGCAGAGGUGCAUCCUUUUAGGUAUCGAAAUUCAUGAAGGCAAUAAUAGGAAGAUCAUCAUGUAUCCUAGCAAUCCAUGUGUGGUCAUACCGCAAAAUACUGUGGGAUACUUAUGCACUCGUGAAACUAAGAAUCUUCAAAGUAUAAAUGUCCCUCUUACUCACCAUGGUACAGCUGUAAUUUCUUUGAGUUUGAAAGGUCAGCUUUUUGUUGUAUGUGAUGCCAAGGACCUGCCACCUACCCACACUACAAGGCCUGCAAGUCUGACAUUUAUUGUUUCAUGCCAAAUACAAGUAGUUUCUCUGUGCCACAUAUGGCUGAAUACUCUCUCUGUGCCUGACGGUACCACACUGGCACUGUGGCUUUUGCCUAGUUCUGCACUCCUGACAGAUGUCAUAAGCAAGUGGAGGUUAGAAGCUGAGUUUCUUCUGGAAUCCAUACUGGCAGCGGCAUCGCAGGUGGUGUUUCUACCUGCAAUAAGACAAAUGCCAGAAGUUGAGGAUUUGGAUGGCUCCUCUGAGAAAGAUUUUGCUGAAAUUAUACUGUGGUCUGCAAUUGACUUGUUUCCACAUCCCAUUCAUUUUUCUCUUCUUGCCAAGACACAAGACGAGCUGAGUUCUCUUGAUUUGCACGGCCAUGUAGUCGUCUUCAUCAUAGCCAAUCAAGAUUCACCAGCCAGUGGACUGGAGAACCUAUGCCAGCCUCUGAGGUCCUAUUGUGUCCAUCCCUCUCACCUUCACAGGAUCAUCAUCAUUGGACCACUCGACUACCUGAGGAAAGAAUGGGUCGAGCUACGGAGAAUCCCAGAAAUUUAUUUUUUUGAGGGUUAUCCAUGGGCCAAAGAAACCCGAAAGGUCGUGAAACUGGCCUCUUGCCAGAUGUGCGUCCUCCUCUGUGCUGAACCUGAACCAGAGAAACUGGGUUCAAGAUUCGAUUUCACAUUCGAAAUACUGAAGACGACUUCGAGUCGGUUAGUCCGCACCAGGAAUAUGGCGUCUCCAAUGGACGGACAAUGCAACUUCUGUCAGAGGCUUCCUGUUCUAGUUAGCCAUAUUACUGAUGAGCCGAUGACAUCAGUCAGUGACACCUUUGCAGUGGCGGUAGGACAGACAAUUCCUCCUGCACUCUUUCACUCCUUUGCAUAUUUGGCGGAACUUAUCGCCAAAUCCCUGUGGAACAAGGGUUAUGAUGAGGUUCAAGUACGACUACUUGAUCCUGUAGAUAGAAGGAUGAGGGAAUCAACAGCAGAGGAACAUAUGAAGAAGUCUUCGCAAUGCCUGCCAUAG
Molecule: messenger RNA, 2730 nt
Organism: Penaeus monodon (black tiger shrimp)
Lineage: Eukaryota; Metazoa; Arthropoda; Malacostraca; Decapoda; Penaeidae
Product: calcium-activated potassium channel slowpoke-like
Biological process (GO): potassium ion transport
Cellular component (GO): membrane
Molecular function (GO): large conductance calcium-activated potassium channel activity
Source: RefSeq, a predicted model, not a curated record